Molecule: messenger RNA, 2485 nt
Organism: Cydia strobilella
Lineage: Eukaryota; Metazoa; Arthropoda; Insecta; Lepidoptera; Tortricidae
Product: luc7-like protein 3
Exons: 9
Coding region: 186-1271 (361 amino acids)
Biological process (GO): mRNA splice site recognition
Cellular component (GO): U1 snRNP; U2-type prespliceosome
Molecular function (GO): mRNA binding
Source: RefSeq, a predicted model, not a curated record
GCUAGCUGAACAUAGAUAAUUGAGUAAUUAAUUCUCUCUUUUGUUUUAUUGCUGUGUUGAACUGUUAAUAAUAUAUCCAUCAGAUUUACGUUCUGCUUUGCGUUUUGCUAUCAAAUGUAUUCUUAAUUGUUUAGAAGAUAGCUUAUCUAAGUUUCUGUAUAAGGUAGAAGCCAAAAGCAAACGCAAUGGCGGUGUUAGCUGCAGCUCAGUUGCUAGAUGAGUUGAUGGGCAGACAUCGGAACACCAAUCCAAAUGAGAAAAUAAAGAAACCUAAUUGGGAAGACCAGGAGUACUGCAAAUAUUACGUGGUGAAAUUCUGUCCCCAUGACCUCUUUGUGAACACGAGAGCCGACCUGGGCGUGUGCCCCAAGGUCCAUGACGAUGAGGUCAAAGACCUUUUUGAGAAGGCAGAGCCAUCGUAUAAGAAGUCGCAAUAUGUGGAGGAGUUUCUACGGUUUUGCCGGCACAUGAUAAAUGAUGUUGAAAGGAAAAUCCAAAAGGGCAAGCAAAGAUUGGAGUUGAUGAACUCUAAACCUGAAGGUCCACCAAUGACCCAGGCGCAAACUGAGAAAAAUCAAGAACAGGUCCAACUCCUCUCUGAGAAGGUACAGGCGUUGGUCCAAGAAGCUGAGGAGGCGGGUACGAGAGGCGAUGUAGAACAAGCCCAGGGCCUUAUGAAGCUGUGUGACCGGCUCAAAGAAGAGAAGGACACCUUACUGAAACAACAGGAAAACAGCCAUUGGUCCAUGACCGCGGAGCUGGCUGCCGCCCAAGAGAAGCAGAUGGAGGUGUGCCCGGUGUGCGGCGCCUUCCUCAUCGUUGGUGACGCUCAGCAGCGUAUCGAUGACCACCUCUCCGGGAAGCAGCAUGUUGGCUACUUCAAACUCCGUCAAGCCUACGAAGAAAUGAUGGAGUCUCGUGAAAAGGAACUGCAAGAGAAAGAGAAGAAGCGUCGCGAAGAGCGAGACAGAGAGCGCAGCGCCCGCGGCGGCGGGCUCGGCUCCGACCGGCGAGACAGGGAACGGAUGGAAAGAGACAAAGAACGAGAUCGCGGAGACAGGGAUAAGGAGCGGGACAAGAAGGAUGAUAAGAGCGACAGGGACAAGGAGAGGGAUAAGGACAGGGAGCGUCAUCGGUCGAGCCGUGAAGAGAAGAGCAGCCGCCACGACGAGCGCGACCGCGAGCGGGACCGCGACCGUGACCGCAGAUCGCGCAGGGAGAGAAGGUCGUCCCACGAUCGCCCGCGUCGCCGCUCCCGCGAUCGCCACUAGCUACUGACUGAGGUAUCACAAAUAGCGCCUCACACCGUUGGCACCCCGUAGACGAAGACUGGACCCCGGACCACAAAAAGAGGUACUUUUGAAUUAAGCCAUCUAACCACUGAAGACAGAAGGCCGCAAGCAUAAUACACAAGUCCACAAUACUCCCGCGUUCCGAGGUGACAUAGAAUUACCCGUAGUUUUAAGGUACUUUGAUUGUUGGUUAGAUUUCAAAAAAAUUACUAAAUAGUUAUAAUAAUAAUAUAAUAGUUAAUUUAAUAUGGCAAUUUUAAACUGCGUAUAAGAUUGUAAGCAAGCUUUUAUAUUACCGAUACAAUUUGUAUUUUAUUUUAUGUCAUAGUCAGUCUUGUGAAAUAAAUUACCUGCACUGGUAAUCAUUUAGGUCUGAGUAACUACAAAAUGCAGCGUGCAAUUCUCCAGAAACUCCUGUCUCGCACAGCUAAACUGUAGAAUGAACUGUCGCCCGCGGUAGUUCUGGACAGAUACGACCCUCAAACCUUCAAACAAAGAGCGUAUUCCCAUCUUAAAGUCCGGCAAAGCACUUGCUUGGCCUUGGUGUUGCGGGUGUCCAUGUGCGACGGUAAUUGCUUACCAUCAGACGACUCGUUUGCUCGUUUGCCUCCAAUAUCAUAAAAAACCAGACAAGUGCGAGUCGGACUCGCCCACCGAGGGUUCCGUACUUUUUAGUAUUUGUAUAGCUUUUUAGUAUAGCGGCAACAGAAAUACAUCGUCUGUGAAAAUUUUAAAUGUCUAUCACGGUUCAUGAGAUACAGCCUGGUGACAGACAGACGGACGGACAGCGGAGUCUUAGUGAUAGGGUCCCGUUUUUACCCUUUGGGUACGGAACCCUAAAAACAACUGUAAAUUUCAAUGCUGACGGGAGUUAUUUUUAGUAGAUUUUUUUGUAAUCUAAUUACCAAUCAGAGUUUAAUUAAUAGUUUAGGUGUUAUUCAAGACGGUUUACGCCAAGUAGCGUCCUGCCUAGGACCUGUUAUUUUUACGCUUAGAGAAUAAAUGUAAAGUGUAGACUUCUGUUUCCUAGGAAGCUCUGUAAUGUUAAAUAUACCAGUUGCCACUGAGGAGUGAUUCAGGUAUUUAUGCAAUUAUUAUUUUUUCGUCAUAAUGAUGUUUUUGUGAUCGAAUUUUGUUGGACGACUUGAAUGUGUGAACUAUGAAUUAUUUCGAAGGAAUAAAAAAUAUAACCA